AUGGUUACCGAAAUAGAUCUCGACACUCUUAGGAACCGUAAAGCACUGCAAAGGGGUAUAGAGCCUAUACGAGCCAAACUGAUUGGAAACGGAAUCAUACGUAUUUAUAGGGAGUUUGAGUUUGAGCGUGAGGAGGCGGUGGUGGAGGAACAGGAAAAGGAGCAAGAGAUCGAGGCGGAUGGUAAGCAGAAAGAUGUAUAUAGAUCGGAAACAUCAAAGCACACAACAAGAAAAAAACUGGUAUCAAAGCCUGGAGAUGACUCAAUGAUAGCGAUACUUGCCAUUCCAACCUACUUUACAGCCACAGAUUUGCUAGGAUUUAUAGGAGAACAUUUUGUACAAGAAAUCUCACAUAUCCGAGUUCUCAAGAGCGAAAAGCCCAACCGGUUUUUAGGGCUUAUCAAAUUCAGAGACAUAGUUAAGGCAGCGGAGUUUCAGUAUCAAUUCGAUGGCAAAAAUUUUAAUUCUAUGGAACCUGAAACUUGUCAUGUUAUCUAUGUCAAAUCAAUACAGUCAAAUUUCUCACGGCAGGCCGAUGAAAUCCAAUCAAUGAUUCCAUUCUUACUUCUUGAUCCAUUUACCAGCGUGCCUUCUUUAUCGCUGACUACUGAUAUAACUGGUAAAAGUGCAUCUACCUCAAAGCAAUUUGAUUUAGUCUCCAGUAACCCUAUUGUUGAGCUUCCCUCGUGCCCCGUUUGUCUUGAGAGGAUGGAUGCAACUAUAACGGGUCUUUUAACUAUCCCGUGCCAACACACUUUCCAUUGUCAGUGUUUGUUAAAGUGGAGAGAUGAUUCGUGUCCUGUGUGUCGAUACUCGCAUAGUCUUGCAACUUCGCAAGACAUCAGGCAGGCAUCAGCGAGGUUUAGACAUCUUAGUAGAAGUGAACUGACUCUGCGUGGUGCAGCGUCUUUACUUAGACGAUCGUCCACCGCAAUUUCAGAAGAAGCAAUAGUCGAUGACGAUGGUAGAGAAGGAGAUGUGGGAGUGUCAGAGUCCGAGAGUUGUGCCGAGUGCACAGAGAGGUCAAAUCUAUGGAUCUGCCUUAUUUGUGGGAAUGUAGGAUGCAGCAGAUACGCGCCAGAGCAACAUUCUUUGAAGCAUUUUGUUGCCACAGGACAUUGCUUUGCCAUGGAGAUCUCUACUAGCCGGGUGUGGGAUUAUGCAGGUGAUAAUUAUGUGCAUAGACUAAUUACUAAUGAGGCUGAUGGAAAAUUGGUUGAGCUACCAGAUAAAGAUGUGGCACACUCGAGUUCCAAAAGUCAAGCAGGAGUUACGGAUAAAGUUGAUGCUGUUGGAUUUGAAUAUUCGCAACUUUUGAUAAGUCAGCUUGCUAGCCAGCGUGAAUACUAUGAGGAGUUGAUCAUGCAGCGCGAUAAUCUCCUUCUUUCGCAUCAAAAAUCUUCAUCGUUGCCAGAUACCAGUGGAGAUACGAAGAUAGACAUAAAUACAAAUACAAGCAAAAGUGCAAAUGUGACCUCGAUAUCUGAUCUAGAGGCAAGAGUUGAAGAGCUAGCUUUGAAAGUUGAAGAAUUGAACUCAAAUGUUGUGCCAUCACUAAAGGGAAAGGUACAAAAUAAAGAAGAGAGGAUAAGCGCUUUGUUGAGGGAACUAUCUACUAUCAAGACUUUGAAUGAGGCAUUUUCUAGAAAGAUUGAGUUUUUAACAAGCGCAAAUAACGACCAGAAAAAGAUUAUUGAAAAAUUGGAACAAGAAAAGAAGGAGCUUGGCGAACAGGUUACGGACUUGAUGUUCUUUUUAGACAGUAAAGAAAAAUUUAAGGAUGAACCCGAAGACGUACGACAAGGUACGGUAGUAAUUCUGGAACCGCAAUCCAGAUCUACCUCCAAUUCUACCACAAAGAAGAAGAAGAAAAAGUCAAAGAAAUAA
Lodderomyces elongisporus is the source of this 1887-nucleotide messenger RNA. RefSeq lists its product as uncharacterized. Gene Ontology annotation, cellular component: cytoplasm. The transcript has a single exon. Bases 1 to 1887 code for a protein of 628 amino acids. The record is from RefSeq and is a predicted model, not a curated record. Gene Ontology annotation, biological process: Ras protein signal transduction; protein ubiquitination. Gene Ontology annotation, molecular function: ubiquitin protein ligase activity; zinc ion binding. Lineage: Eukaryota; Fungi; Ascomycota; Pichiomycetes; Serinales; Debaryomycetaceae.